Molecule: messenger RNA, 2274 nt
Organism: Gekko japonicus
Lineage: Eukaryota; Metazoa; Chordata; Lepidosauria; Squamata; Gekkonidae
Product: zinc finger protein 436-like
Exons: 3
Coding region: 1-1944 (647 amino acids)
Biological process (GO): regulation of transcription by RNA polymerase II
Molecular function (GO): DNA-binding transcription factor activity; RNA polymerase II cis-regulatory region sequence-specific DNA binding
Source: RefSeq, a predicted model, not a curated record
AUGAAAACAGAGGGGCCAAGCACCCCGUUAAAGAAGGCAUCAGACGGGACAGGAAAAUCCCCUCAUGUCCUCCAGGCUGGGAGUAUCGAGGGAUUCCUACAAAGGAGACGAGGAAACCCAGUGGAUCAGCAGGCAGGGGAGGGUUCCCUUUCCCUCGCACACUGGGAAGCCCAGUGGCAGGAGUUCCUCGGGACGUUGGAGGGCCGUCACUCUCUAUGGGGAAUCCCCCACUUGCCAGAGAAACCUUCCCCCUGGGAAGAUGCCAAGGUCUUUCUGGCCUCCUUUGAGCAAGUGGCCAAAGCCUGUCGGUGGCCCCAGGAAGAGUGGGUGACCCGACUCCUGCCAGCCCUCAGUGGAGAAGCUGAGCAGGCCUUCAACAGAUUGGAUGUCAGUGACAGAGAGGAUUAUGGGAAGGUGAAGGCAGCCAUCUUGCGAGGGGACACCCUGAGCCGGGAGAAGCAGCGCCAGCAGUUCAGGCGUUUCUGCUACCAGGAGGCCGAGGGGCCCCGGGGGGCUUACAGCCGACUUCGGGAAAUGUGCCGUGGGUGGCUGAGGGUGGAGAAUCACAGCAAGGAGCAGAUCCUGGAACUCUUGAUCCUAGAACAGCUGCUGAGCGUCCUGCCCCCGGAGGUCCAGAACCGGGUGAGGGAGAGCUGCCCCCAGAACUGCUCCCAGGCGGUGGCCCUGGCCGAGGAGUUCCUCUUGAGGCAGGAGAACCAGGUGCCCUUGGAGGAGGCAGCUGGGAACGUCUCCGAGGCAGGCCAGGCUUUGUCCGAGGGUGAGCAGAUGCAGGUCUUGAUGAGCAUCAAAGAAGAGGAGGACGGAGAGGCCAGCCCGCUGGGAGAUGUGCAGAAGAAUGAAAAUGAUGGGAGACUCCAGGCAUCAUUGUCAGGAAAAUGCAAGAACGGAGAUUUAAAAGGGAACUUCAAGAAUCCAAAUGGACAAAAGGGUCAGGAAGGCAGCCACUUGGUGGAGAGGAGGGAUAAUCCAAUUCCUUGCCGAGGAGGGGGCGUCCAGGAAUUCCGAUCCAAGCAAGAAAAGCCACCACAAAAGAGGAGGAACCUCAGUGCCCAGCGAAGAAUCCAUACCAGGGAAAACACAAAAGAUAGCAUGGAGUUUGGGAAGAGCUUCAGUCAGAGCACAAACUUUAUUUCACAUCAACAGAUUCAUCCAGGCAGGAAACCGUAUAGUUGCUCUGUGUGCGGAGAGAACUUCAGUCGGAGAACGGCUCUUACUUCACAUCAAAGAAUCCACGCAAGGGAAGAGCUCCCCGAAAUCCCAGAGUGUGAAAACAGCUGCACUGGGAGAUUACUCCAACAACAGCAACAGAUAAUCCACACAGGGGAGAAACUGUCUCAGUGCGCAGAGGUUGAAAAGACCUCAGGCGACCGCAUAAGCCUUACUGUCCAACAAAGAACACACGCAGAAGAGAAACGGUACAGAUGCCCAGAUUGUGGAAAGAGGUUUCGGUGGGCAUCUCACCUUCGGCAGCAUCAUAUAAUCCAUACAGAGGAGAAGCCGUAUAGAUGCUCGGAGUGUGGGAAGGCCUUCCGUCACCGCAUAAGCCUCACUGUACACCAGAGAACACACACAGGGGAGAGGCCUUACAAAUGCGCAGAGUGUGGAAAGACCUUUAGUCAGACGUCAUCCCUCCAGCAGCAUCAAAGAACCCACACGGGUGAGAAACCCUACGAGUGCUCAGAGUGCGAAAAAAGAUACAGUUGCCAGUCCCACCUUCAGCGGCAUCAGAAGAUCCACACGGGCGAGAAACCUUACACGUGUUUAGUGUGCGGAAAGAAAUUCAGUUUAAGUUCCCACCUUCGACGCCAUCAAAGGAUCCACACAGGGGAGAAACCGUAUCAGUGCUCAGAGUGCGGAAAGAAGUAUAUUCAAAUGUCAGACCUUCGGCAGCAUCAAAGAAUCCAUGCACCACAAACAACAUAGCUGCUCCGUUUUCAAAAAUUGGCCGGCAGCUUCAGGAUGAUUGUGGGAGUGGCGGUGCCAAAAAUGAAGGGAACUGGAACAUCCUGGCCCAGGUUGUCUCUCAAACAUCUUUCUACGGUUUGCAAUGGAAGCGACCAUUUACUUGGUAGAAUACAAGAAGAUGGAGGCAGCAGAGACAGGGAGGGCAGAAAAUAUCCCUCACUUUACAAAACAAACACUCAGACAGGUUUGCCAAUCAGAAGGUUUUCUUGAAGACAAUGCUCAUUGGAAUAAUACUCUAGACCAGUGAUGGCGAACCUUUUAGAGACCGAGUGCCCAAACUGCGACCCA